AUGACCCUCACCAUGGACCGUACCUUGAGGAUGACUUCCUUCGACGACGACGAGGCUGCUGACAAGCAGAGGCUCCAAUCUUUCAGCUUCGGCGGUGGUGCCCCAGCCGCCCCGAGCAAACGCUCACAUGGGCGUUCACACUCCCGCAACACCUCUGUCUCGCUCUCCCUCUCGGCUGCCGCGCCACCGGUUGUGCCAGGUGCACCGCUCAGUCCGUCGUUCAGCGCGCCGAGCUUUCCACAGGGACACCACGCGAGCAACUCGUCUCUCUCCGCCCGCAACUCGCACCAUCGCCGCCGUUCUUCCGUCUCCACCAGGCGCGAAAGCGCAGAAAUGAUGGGCGUCGAGCUUCCCGUACAGGACCGGGAGCUGAACAUCAAUCUAGGCGACAGGGACAGCGUGCGUCGUCGCGCACUCUGGGCACUCGAGGGCAAGAGCGGCGCGGACAACUUCGCGCCCGUCGAGAUUCCGGUACUCAACACGCCAGAGCUCGAGCGCAGGCUGUUCGAAUUGCCUAGCAAGCCCUCCUUCCCCCAGGUGUCCAGCUUCGGCCCCAGUCUAAGCGGUCUCGCUGGCAAGCGCGAUUCGUUUGGUAAUCAUUUGGCACCGUCCGCAAGCAACAAGGACCAACUCCACACCCUGGUCGAAGAAGAGGAGGAGGAAGAGGAAGAGACCGAACUUUCUCAGGAAGAGGCAACGCCCGAAGUCCUCUCACCGGCGUCUACUGCCACCCCGACGGAGAUGACGACGCGACCUCGGCCAGCCGGCCUCAACCUUCGCCCGCUGUCGCUCAACCCCGAGAACUUCGUCGCCGCAUACAACCCGGAUUUCCCAUCACCCAGCCCGAGCAUCCGGCCCGGCUUGCGCACGCUUACGCUGGCAUCGUCGCCACCGGUCUCUGCGUCGACGAACAACAAACGCAACUCGCUGACAAUGGCCUCCCCUGUCGCAGUUCCGUCCAGCGGGCUUUUUCGUCGCUCUUCGCUGACAUACCGGACGGACAGUAUGUCUUCGCUUUCGUCCGAGGAGGCACAGUCCAUUUCGCGUAAACGGAGCAGCAUCUCGUACAAGCCACAGGUGUCAACCAGCAAUCUGUUCGGUCUACCCACCCCGGAGAGCACACCUACCUCUGAGCGCCGCGUCUCGCUCGAGGCUGAGGAGCACAAUCACAGCCUCGAGACCGAGCAUCACUUUCUCGCGAAGUCUCAUGCAGUCCUUCUCACGCGUAUCGCCGACCUUGAGCGCGCGCUCAAGAGUCGCUCGCGCCCUCAGUCCAUGGUCUCGGACUCUUCCUGUUCUGAGCCAUCAGACGAGCUUCUCCAGCUCAUUGCCGACCUGAAAGCCGAGCGUGACGAGUUGAAGAAGGACUGCGCCGGAUGGCGUACUCGCGUCGCAGACUUGGAGAAGCAGACUGGGGUACUGGCGAAGCGCGUCGACGUCGAGCGCCGCGAGGCAUGGGUCGCGCGUGAGCGCGUUGGUCUACUUGAAGUUGAGAAGCGUGCCGUCGCGCGUCAGGCGGAAGAGGCUGCUGCCCUCGCGGCGUCGCUUCAAGCUCGGCACGCUGAACUCUCUCAGGAGCUCGAGGAGCAACGAAGCCAUCAUGCUCUCCUACAAGAGGAGGCCCGCAAGGGCCAAGAGGCGCUCGAUGAAGCCUCCCGUCUUCGCGCAUUACUGGCCGAGGAGACUCGCCGCCGAGAGAUUCUCGAGCGAGAACUCGAGAGCGCCGACCUUCUCGGGACACCGCAGCCUCCCCAGAUCAUUGCGCCUAGCCCGCGCCGUUGGGAAAGUUUCGGCUCGGAGAGUUCGGCGACCGAUGUCGAGAGCGUCGACCACGUUGCUCUUAAGGGACUCGGACUCGGCGCCGUCGAAGAGGUGGACGAGCAGAACUAUAUUGACGAGGAAGAUAACGAUCUUGAACAUUACGAAGACGAGGGCGAUGACGAUCUAUAUGUCGACGACGAUGUGUCGGAAAGCUCCAGUGUGAGCUCGUUCCACGCUCCCGAGCCUACACCGAAGCCCACGCCAACUAUCAACACACAUACCCGGGGACACUCACUUGUACGCGCCUGGGCAUUCCCUACGCGCGUCGUCGCCGCUCCAGAGACCAAUUCGCAGGAUGAGGUCGACCGCUUCUUCGGCUGCCUAGACGAUCUGGAGAACUCUCCACCAGUUGACUACGCACCGGCGUCGCGUGUCGGUAACCCGUUCGCGACGGCAGACGAGGAUGAAGCGGCAUCGUUUCCCCCAUUCGUUCUUCCAGCUGAUGUCGGUGUCGAGGUCUUCGACGCGACUGCCUCGUUUUUGGAUAAGAUCUCCGAGGAGGACGAAGAUGAGGAGGACCAGUAUGAGGAUGGGAGUGAAGACGAUAUGGACGACGAAUUCUUCGGCGAGGAGGAUGAGGGUGGGAUCAAGUUCACAUUCGAGAUUCCGCCCGAGUUCCAACACCCGCCGUCGCCGGUCCCUAGUCCGACUUCGACGGCCGUGGCGACUCCUGCCUCAGCCAACAUCCCCAUGAUGGAAGAUGAAGACGCGGCGUUCACGUUCGCCACGAUCACGCCCAAGAACCAGACUACCUUCAACUUCGAGACACCCAAACAUGUCGAAGAACUGAGCUCAUCUCCGUCCACGCCGAGCUCUAUCGGUCGUGGAGCGUCCCCAGCUUCAUCUCCUUCUGGUAUACCGCGCUCAACAUCCCUUCGCAAGUUCGCCACCACUCGGAGUUCGCCUCCGGCGCCGCUUGCGGUCUCUAUCCCUACAUCCAGCCCGAAGACGCGUCCGUCGUUCAUCCCUCAGCCCAGUCGCUUCACUCCUUCGGCACCUGCCAAGCCGACUUUUGUUCCCGCGCCGACCGUCCGCAAGCCUCUCGCCAGCACCCAGGCGCCCUCACCAACAAUCGCACCUCGGCCUCAGCAGCAUGAACUUGCAUCAACGUCUAGGUCGCCGGUUGUGAGCUCUCGCUCCACAUGGGGCAUUGGCAGUUUCCUCCCCUCCGUGUGGUCUCCCAAGGAAGAGGUCGGACCUGAGCCUGGCAGUACUGGUUUCAUGGCACUGUUCGGCCCCAAACUACCACAGGAGAUCAAGGCGCCAAGCUAUGUACCCAAGGAGCGUCAACUGGCGCGUCUGCGUGCUCGCAUGCAGGAAGAGCGCGAGAAAGGAAAUGGCACGCAUGGCGUCCAUUGUGGUCCGAAUUCGGGGGAGGUUGUGCUGUAG
Molecule: messenger RNA, 3210 nt
Organism: Peniophora sp. CBMAI 1063
Lineage: Eukaryota; Fungi; Basidiomycota; Agaricomycetes; Russulales; Peniophoraceae
Source: the annotation of a GenBank genome assembly